Molecule: messenger RNA, 237 nt
Organism: Suillus paluster
Lineage: Eukaryota; Fungi; Basidiomycota; Agaricomycetes; Boletales; Suillaceae
Exons: 1
Source: RefSeq, a predicted model, not a curated record
UUGAAAGAAAUUAACAUCAUCACAUGCCCUUGUUUCCCUGUACCCCUCCAACUCCUUUGUCAUGGUCUGUUUCCAUGCACUCCUCUCGCUCCCUCACUCACAGUUGACUUGCACAUUUUAGAGUUCGUCCGUCUUCUCUUUGUACACCAGGCUCCCAACCAAAUCGCAUGGUGCAAUGCAGUGGAAACCUUUCUAGAUGGAAUGAGGUACAAGUUUUCAUGCAAGGUUAGCCUUUCC